Molecule: messenger RNA, 1882 nt
Organism: Oryza sativa Japonica Group (Japanese rice)
Lineage: Eukaryota; Viridiplantae; Streptophyta; Magnoliopsida; Poales; Poaceae
Product: cytochrome P450 94B3
Molecular function (GO): oxidoreductase activity, acting on paired donors, with incorporation or reduction of molecular oxygen; monooxygenase activity; iron ion binding
Source: RefSeq, a predicted model, not a curated record
UACGCACUAACACCAAUAGCUAAUGAUGCAUGUAAAAUACAUAACCCUCACUUGAUCAUCAUCACCAAUAAUUCCCCAUUUGCAACACACACCAUGGAUUUGGAGAGCUGCAGCUACGUGCUGCCAUUGCUGACGUGCUGCCUCUUCUUGCUCUACUCCAUAACCUGCUAUGCCUUGGCGGCGGCGGCCGGCGGCGGCGGUUCUUGCGGCGGCUCCGACGAUCACGCCGCUCCCCGGAGCUACCCGCUGGUCGGCUGCCUGCUCGACUUCUACCGCAACCGCCGGCGGCUUCUGGCGUGGUACACGGGCCUCCUCGCGGCGUCGCCGUCGCAGACCAUCGUCGUCGACCGCCUCGGCGCGCGCCGCACCGUGGUCACGGCGAACCCGGUGAACGUCGAGCACGUCCUCAGGGCGAACUUCGGGAACUACCCCAAGGGGAAGGCGUUCACGGACGUGCUCGGCGAUCUGCUCGGCGGCGGCAUCUUCAACGCCGACGGCGAGCGGUGGUUCGCGCAGCGGAAGCUGGUGAGCCACGAGUUCAGCGCCCGCGUGAUGAGGGAGGCGGUGGGCGUCGCGCUGGAGCGGGAGGCGCGCGCGAGGCUCCUGCCGGCGCUCGACGCGGCGGCGGAGGGUGGCGGCGGCGUGGUCGUCGUCGACGUGCAGGAGCUGCUCAGGCAGUUCGCGUUCAACGUGAUCUGCAGGGUGGCGCUCGGCGGCGGCGGCGGCGAGGUGGCAUUGGCAUUGCCGCUGUCGAGGCUGGCCGCGGCGUUCGACGCCGCCGCGGCGAUCAGCGCCAGGCGUGGCGCGGCGCCGGUGGCCGCCGCGUGGAAGGUGAAGCGCGCGCUGGGCGUCGGCUCGGAGCGGCGGCUCAGGGAGGAGGUGAAGGUGAUACGCGACGCGAUCAUGGAGUUCGUCCGUGACAGCAGCAGCCGCCGGCGGCGGGAGCAGCUGCUGGCGGCGGCGCGCGGCCGCGACGACCUGGUGUCGCGGAUGGCCGCGGCGGGGUACCCCGACGAGGCGAUCUGCGACAUGGUGGUGAGCUUCAUCAUGGCCGGCCGCGACACGACGUCGUCGGCGCUGACGUGGUUCUUCUGGCUCAUGACGCGCCACCGCGACGUGGAGCGGGAGGUCCUGGACGAGGUCGACGCGUGCAUGGGCGACGGCGGCGAUGGCGGUGGCCUCGCCGGCGUGGACCUCGAGGGCUCGCGCAGGGCGCGGGUGCUCCACGCCGCGCUCUGCGAGACGAUGCGGCUGUACCCGCCGGUGGCGUGGGACUCGAAGCACGCGGCGGAGGACGACGUGCUCCCGGACGGCACGCGCGUGGGGCGCGGCGACCGCGUCACCUACUUCCCCUACGGGAUGGGCAGGAUGGAGGCCAUCUGGGGCGCCGACGCCGGCGAGUUCAGGCCGGGGAGGUGGCUUGCGGCGGCGGCGGCGGGCGGCGGCGUGUCGCCGUUCAAGUACCCGGUGUUCCAGGGCGGGCCGCGGACGUGCCUCGGCAAGGACAUGGCGUUCGUGCAGAUGAAGUUCGUGGCCAGCGCCGUGCUCCGGCGGUUCGAGCUCCGCCCCGUGGCGCCGGAGGGCUCGCCGGAGUUCGUGCCGCUGCUCACCGCGCACAUGGCCGGCGGCCUCAAGGUGACGGUGAGGAGGAGGCAGCGGCAAAAUGGCACGUGCGAGACAUGAAGCCAAUUUUAGUAUUUUUCUUAAUAGGUUCUUAAUAGAUGACGCUGUUAACAUUCGAAUAUACGUUUGACUAAUUAUCUUUUUAAAAAUUUUUUAAUGUAAGUGUAUAAGAUAUGAAUCAUGCUUAAAGUAUUUGUGAAAUAUAUUGUAUAUGGUAGUUAGAUAUUAAUAUUUGAGUCAUAAUAUCUUAUACUGCGAA